AUGGAGACAAUUCCCAUUCCAGGGCCACCAGGCUUGCCGCUUCUCGGAAAUAUAGGGGACAUCGAUACAAAAAAUAUUGUUGGGAGUGUUGUUAGUUUAGCAGAGAAAUAUGGCGAAAUCUACAGAAUUAACGUCGGAGGUGUAAAUCGAGUCAUCAUUUCCACUCAAGCGCUGAUGGAUGAGAUAUGUGACGAGAAGCGCUUUACCAAAGUGGUUGGUGGGGGAAUCAAGGCACUCAGAUACGCGGUCAAUGAUGGUUUGUUUACAGCUUAUAUGGAUGAGCAUAAUUGGCAGGUAGCACAUCGUACGCUUAUGCCCGCGUUUGGCCCGUUAUCGACCGCUGGUAUGUUUGAUGAGAUGCAUGAUAUUGCAUCGCAGUUAGUGGCGAAAUGGGCGCGUUUUGGGCCGGAUGAGAGGAUAGAUGUUGGUGCUGAUUUUACACGGUUGACUUUGGAUACUAUUGCGCUAUGUUCUAUGGAUAAGAGAUUCAACAGCUUCUACCGCGAAGAUAUGCAUCCAUUCGUCGAGACCAUGGUCAGCGUUCUCGAAGAGUCGCAAACGAGGGGUAGUUUGCCGACAGUGCUCAAUAUGUUUAGACGUUCAGCUCAGAGAAAGUAUGAUGAGGAGAUAGCUUGGAUGAGAGGGAUCUGUGAAGAGAUGAUCGCCCAUCGACGGAAAAAUCCUUUAGAGAAGAAAGAUCUUUUGAAUGCUAUGAUUCAUGGGAAAGAUCCCAAGACGGGUUGUUACAUGACGGACGAGAGUAUUGUUGAUAAUAUUCUCACUUUUCUCGUCGCUGGCCACGAAACGACCUCCGGGCUUCUCUCCUUCGUGUUCUACCUCCUCAUCAAAAACCCCGCCAUCAUGAACCUCGCUCGCGAAGAAGUAGACAAAGUCCUCGGUACCGGCCCAAUUACACCACAACACAUGAACCAAUUCCCAUACCUCGAAGCCAUUCUAAAAGAAACAUUGCGUCUGUAUCCCACGGCGCCCGCUAUCGCAAUGGCUCCCGUGCCAGAAACCACGGAGUAUCCGAUUUUCCUGGCCGGAGGAAAGUAUCAGCUUAAUAAAGGAGAUAAUCUUCUUGCACUGCUGGUUAAAAUCCAGAAGGAUCCGCUGGCGUUUGGGGAUGAUGCUGAGGAGUGGAAGCCAGAGAGGAUGUUGGAGGAGAAUUUUGCUAAGUUGCCGCCGAAUUCGUGGAAGCCUUUUGGAAAUGGAGCGCGUGGGUGUAUUGGUCGGCCAUUUGCUAUGCAAGAAGCUAUCUUGGCGACAGUGAUUCUGAUUCAAAAUUUUGAAUUCUCGCUGGACGAUCCGAGUUAUGAACUUCAGAUAACGCACGCCCUGUCUAUUAAGCCAAAGGGGUUUUACAUGAGAGCUUCGUUGAGGGAAAAGUUGGAUGCGACGGGGAUAGAGAAGAAGAUUCAUGGAAAUGGCUUGGCUUGUGAAAAGACAGGAAAGCUGGCGAUUAACCACACAGUUGUUUCGAAUGGAACCGAAAAGCACCCGCUGACCAUUAUAUACGGUUCGAAUUCAGGUACUUGUGAGGCUUUGGCGCAGAGUCUUGCAAGAGUUGCGGGAACUCGUGGGUUUGAAGUCCGUGUUGAUCCUCUGGAUUCAGCUACCGAUGAUGUUCCUAAAAGUCAGCCUUUGAUUAUCAUAUGUCCGAGUUAUGAGGGUCAGCCGCCGGAUAAUGCUGCUCAGUUCUUUGGUUGGCUUGAAAAGUUGAAAGAUGGGAAGAGCUUGCAGAAUGUUGAGUUUACGGUGUUUGGCGUUGGGAAUCGCGACUGGACAUCUACAUUCCACAAAGUCCCGAUGAAUCUUGACAGAUUACUUGCAGCGAAUGGAGGUACUCGUAUUGCAGCUCUCGGACUCGGUGAUGUAGCUAAAGGAGACAUUUUCAACGACUUCGAUUACUGGCAGGACAACGUUCUGUGGCCUGCUAUUCAAGGAAGUGGAUCGAGUACGAAAAACGUAGUAGCUGAACUCGACCUCGAAAUCGAUACAUCAGCUCGAAGCCAGACCCUCCGACAAGAUCUUCAAGGCGCUGUAGUUCUCUCAAAUAAGAUAUUGACCGCUCUCGGCGUACCAGAAAAACGACAUAUUGAGAUCCAACUUCCGAAGGGAAUGAACUACACAGCUGGAGAAUACCUUGCUAUUCUCCCUACCAACAGCCAGACGAACGUCCGAAGAGUGCUCAAACGCUUCGGACUACCAGCAGAUGCCAUGAUCACAAUCAGAAACGUAAACGCAGGAAGCACCUUACCAGCCACCCAUCCAGUAUCAGUCACAGACCUCCUAAGCUCUUACGUCGAACUAAACCAACCAGCUACAAAACGCAACAUCCAAGUCCUCGCCUCCCUCCCCACAACCCCCUCAACCCGCACCGCUCUCCUCGCCCUUACAACAAAUACCACAACGAAGAACACACCCCCACCCUCCCUCCUCACCCUCCUUGAAACCCACCCCACCCUCCCCAUCCCCUUCCAAACCUACAUCUCCCUCCUCCCUCCCCUCCGCACCCGUCAAUACUCCAUCUCCUCCUCUCCCCUCGCAACUCCAGACGUCGUCAGCAUAACCUUCUCCAUCCUACCCUCCGGCGUCGCUUCAACCUACCUCGCAACCCUCGAGCCAGACGAUAUAAUGCACAUCGCCGUCAAACCUACAAUCCUGUUCACUCUCCCUGAACACAUGGGGAAGACGCCCAUCAUCAUGAUCGGUGCAGGCGCCGGCAUCGCACCAUUCCUCGGGUUCUUGCAAGAACGCGCCGCCCUGCUCAAUCGCAACUCAGAACUGAGCUUGGCGCCUGCGUGGUUAUUCCUCGGAUGUAGAGCGCCGGAGCAAGACGCGCUGUUUGCUGAUGAACUUCGAGCGUAUGAGGAUGCGGGGGUGGUAAGGGUUUAUUAUGCGUACUCGCAGGAGGAGGGGAAGAGUAGGGGGUGUAGGUAUGUGCAGGAUAGGGUGUGGGCUGAACGGGGGGAGAUUGGGGGGUUGAUUAGGGGAGAGGGCAAGAUUUUGGUUUGUGGGGGACAAGAGUUGGGGGAGGGUGUUAAGGGGGUUGUGAGGAGGAUUUAUGGGGAGGGGAGGAGGGGAGAUGGGAAGGCAGAUGGGAUUGGAGAGGAGGAUGUUGAGAGGUGGUUUGAUGGGUUGAAGGGGAAAGGGAGGUGGGCUAUGGAUGUUUUUGAUUAG
Molecule: messenger RNA, 3183 nt
Organism: Glarea lozoyensis ATCC 20868
Lineage: Eukaryota; Fungi; Ascomycota; Leotiomycetes; Helotiales; Helotiaceae
Product: Cytochrome P450
Exons: 7
Coding region: 1-3183 (1060 amino acids)
Cellular component (GO): cytosol
Molecular function (GO): aromatase activity; heme binding; NADPH-hemoprotein reductase activity
Source: RefSeq, a predicted model, not a curated record